This is a messenger RNA of Volvox carteri f. nagariensis, 519 nucleotides long. RefSeq lists its product as uncharacterized. The record is from RefSeq and is a predicted model, not a curated record. Lineage: Eukaryota; Viridiplantae; Chlorophyta; Chlorophyceae; Chlamydomonadales; Volvocaceae. The transcript is spliced from 4 exons. Bases 1 to 519 code for a protein of 172 amino acids.
AUGAUUGGCAGGAUGGUGUUGGGACUGUUACUGUUACCCGCUUGCGCCAUGCAGCAAUUGCAAUGUGACGAGCACGUAGCGCACUUCGAUGGCAUUGGAUGGGCAGCUAGUGCUUUGUUUGGAUUUUAUGGUUCGCGGGGCGCGCGGCGAAAGAGGUGUGCUUCCGUCACAGCAGGUGUGCGCCAGGUGGCUGCCUGUAUGUAUAUAAUAUAUGUUUAUUUUUGUCUCGAACGGCCCGUGCGUGGGGAGGUCGUUAUCAUGCGCGCGCUGACUGCAGCUCGGCUGGCACCGUGGCCAAUAGAACGUAUGGCUUGGGUGCUUUACUUGCGGUACAAUCCUUGCACCUCUCCCCCCCCCCGUUCAUCAGGUCGGACAAUCCGAAACACCCAAUCUCCAAUACCCAACAUCCAACUUAGGGCGCCUCUUCCCGCCUCGCCCAAAGUUUUGAGCGAGGGGAAGGAACACCGCGGUGAACAAGCCUGUGAGCACAAAACACAAAACAUCGCCGACAAUCGCUGA